AUGAAGGAUAAUGAGAACCAGGAGGUUCUCCCGGAGGAAGAAAGUAGGAAUGCCCCGAGGGAGACCAAUUUGAAGAAUUUCGAAAAGACCUUCAUCCACGAUUGGCAGAAGGCACUAAAGCGUGUAGAAGAAGGGAGGAAGUGUUGCGAACACCUGAGUAGAAUUUUCCAAGAAUUGAUUUGCAUCGAAAAGGAGUACGAACAAAACUUAAGAAAUUUGUGUAACUCAUUUAAAGACUUUAGUGAUGAAUCAUCUGGGAUCAAAAACGGAAUAGCAAGUCUAAAAAAAAACAUAGAAAGGAGAUGUGAACAGAUAGUAGAUUUUAUUAACUAUGUGGAAAGUGAAAUAAUUUAUAGUACCCUGAACACUACACUGAUUAAUCAUAAAAAUGUGUAUGAUCAGAUUAGAAUAGAUGGAAUGGAAAGUGAUAAAAUGGUGGAGAGAACUAAAAGGGAUACAGUAAAAUAUGUGCAAAAUUGUGUAAGUGCUUACGAAAAUUUAGUAGAUUCUAUUCAUGUCUUUCACAAUAGUACUUAUUACCAUCCACUGAAACGGAUUGAACUCUCUAAUGUUUGUAUACAUAAAUAUUUACUAGCCAAAAAGAGGGAGUAUGAAUAUAAGAACAUUAUAAAUAAUGUGAACCAAGUAGAAUUGAAAAAAGAAAAAAAAAUGAAAAGCAUUCUGUACUCUCUUGAAUCGAUGGACUACAAAAGAAUUUCAUGUAUAAAGGAUAACGUGAUGAAAUACUUAAUUUUUUUUACCUCCUAUAUUAGGAAUGUUCAAUAUGACCUGAAUGGCUGUAUUGACGUGUUUAAAGAUGUGGACGCAGGUCGGGAGAUUGAGGAGUAUUGCAAAAUGUAUUGUGAGAGGGGAGGGGCUGCUGGGAAGAGACAAGGAGAGGAUUUCUUCCUUUACAAUAAUAUUGUCUCGUGGCCAAUGCUAAUAGAUCACCGAAAUGAGUUUAACUGUGUUGGGGUGGGAUCUUCGUACGGUAGUCGAGGUGACCACCCCGAGAACGAUGACUAUGUGAGCAGCGCGAGGAGUAAGUAUGGGAGCUUAUUCUCGUCGCUCUUCAACGUUAACGUGUACAAGAAUUUGAUUCAAAGUGAGCACAGUGAUCGGACGAGGGGAACGGAGAGCAAGGGGGUCGGCAGUGUGUAUACGAAUAUUUUUAACGAAAUUGUUUUUUUUAACAAUAAGGAGGAGAGCGGUGGGGGGGAGGAUGAGGCGGGGGAGGAUGCGAUGGGGCGUAGUGAUCCGGGUGGAAAUGCCGACUGGGAGAACCCUGGCGAGGUGUCCAACCCGAGUGACACGCUCAACCGCAGUAAGGAUGCCCUUCGCGAGGGGGAGCAAAACGAAACAGGGGAAAUGCCUGCACAGUCAGGUAAAAGGGAACCCACUGAGGGGGAGGCCAAUUCGAUGGUAAGGUCAUUUCCACCAGGGGAGAUAUCCCCAACGAGGAAGGAGUUGAUAGAAGAUGGAUAUAAUGUGGACCCAAAUGAACGUGGGCAGGGGCAGGUUGUUAAUCUAGCAGAUGGAACUGCCACAGAGGAUUCUAUCAAAAGGGAGUUUAUUCAGGUGGAAGAUCGCCAAGGGGGUGACAUAAAUCGCGCAGAAGAGGUAGACAAUCGGAGGAGCAACCCCGAGGGAGGGGGAGAUGGACAUAGUAUUAAACGUAACAGUGUGCACUGCGAGUCUGAUCUGAGUUACACGUACGUAAGGGACAUGCUAGAAAGGGAUGGUACACAGAACGAGCAGGACUCAGACAGCGGAGGAAGCGAAGUGGAUUAUACAAACCGAUUUAAAAAAAUGGAAAUUUUUUUUCAAUUUUAUUUGAAAAAUUUAUUUCAUGGAAAUUUUACGAAAAUAGAAGAAUUCAACAUUUCGGCAUAUUUCAACGUGUACAAUAAUCGAUUAAUUUUUUGUGAGUGUCUGAUGUAUUAUGUUAAAAAGGGGAAAACAUUUUUUAAAAAUAUGAACGGCAUGAUUAUAUUUGCAAGAAUUAUUUUGUCCUUUUUGGACUACUGCGAUUUGUACUUUGAUUACUGGUCUUCCAUCUACAUUUUGGUCGCUUCGGAAAAUUUUUAUUUUGAAGUGGAGGAAAAUUACCCCCUCGAUGUUAAGCGGUUGUUGGAGGAGUGCCAUUUUUUUGAGAAGUUCAAAAGGGGAAAGGCAGUCGGUAGGGGGGAGUCCCCAAUGGGGGCAACCCAUAUGAACACUGGUCAUGUGCAGGGAAGGAGAAAAAACAACCUUGGGAUGGACGAUUUUUUCAUUAUGGAUGAGGAUGAAAAUGGAAAGGGGGGUUCAUCUAAGGCACGUAACGUGCGGGUGUUCUCGAAGAUGAGUGUGACGAGUAGCAGAGUGAGGAGGAGUGUCGUGAAUAUAUACGAGAGUAGGGAGGAAGGGGAGAAAGCGGGCGAUGUGGAGAAGGAGGGCGACGUGGAGAAGGAGGGCUAUGUAGAAAAGGAGGGCGGCGUGGAGAAGGCGGGCUAUGUAGAGAAGGAGGGCGACGUGGAGAAGGCGAGCUAUGUAGAAAAGGAGGGCGACGUGGAGAAGGCGAGCGAUUUAGAGAAGGCCGGCGAUGUGGAAAAGAAUGACCAGGUGGACGACCACUCCAAUGGCGACGCUCCUGCGCUAGCUGAUGUAGAGGGUAGCGGACAGGAACAAGUAAUAACAAGAACAAUCGGGUCCAGUGCGUCGAGGGAAGAGCCCCCAAAUGAUGACUUCCCGGAGGAUUUGGAACGGAAGGACGAAGGGAAGAAAAAUUGCGAACAAGAAGUGAACGAAGAAGAAAUGAACGAAGAGGAAAAGAAGAGUGGCGAAAGGGGUACUCCCAUGAGUAGUGGGAACAUCCCACGGAGGAAGAAAAUUCUGUUGCACAAAUUUGUGUACGCCCACAACCUGUGGAACAACAUAAAGUUUUGGGAAGUGAGUCUCUUAAUUAUCAUUUCGGAAAUAAUCCAAGAAAGUGUUCUACUGGAAAAACUAAAAUACGAAAACAAAGAAUCGUAUGGAUUAUCAAUUAACCAAAUUGGUUUGCUCCUAAACAAAGUGUUUCACAGUUUUGACUUAAAGAAUGACCCCAUUUCUCGAAAAUAUUUUUUCCAAAUCAUUGAUAUUGCUACGAAUAAAAAAAUCACUCUGAAUUAUAUAAAGACGGAUGUUGGGAAUUUGAACACGGAGUAUAAGAAGUACUACUUGCAGUACUAUAACAACUAUUUGAAUGACGACAGUCGGCCGGGGGGGAAGAAGCUUUGA
Molecule: messenger RNA, 3258 nt
Organism: Plasmodium cynomolgi strain B
Lineage: Eukaryota; Apicomplexa; Aconoidasida; Haemosporida; Plasmodiidae
Exons: 3
Coding region: 1-3258 (1085 amino acids)
Source: RefSeq, a predicted model, not a curated record